Porites evermanni is the source of this 4979-nucleotide messenger RNA. The record is from the annotation of a GenBank genome assembly. NCBI's taxonomy places the organism in Eukaryota, Metazoa, Cnidaria, Anthozoa, Scleractinia, Poritidae.
AUGGCGGACAAUUCGACUGACAAGGGUCCAUGGACGAAGAUGUUGGAAUCUUUCAUCAGAUACGUUGCGUUAAACCCAAAGGAGUUUCUUCUCUAUGGUAACUAGCUAUGUAUUAAUUUUAGUCAGGUUUCUAAUGUUUUAGUUCAAACUGUUUCUCGGAAUUGACAAUGUAAUUAUUAUUACGUUGCAUUGACACAUACCGUAUUUCCUUGAAUAAUAGCCGUCCCUCGAUUAAUCGCCUCCCUUUGACGGAAAUGUUGAAAAUAAUCGCCUCCCUCGAAUGAUCGUCCCCCCCCCAACUAUAAAUUACCCGCUAGGGAUACCCAUAGCGGUAAACUUGGAGGAUGAAGCUGCUGCAUCAGUCAAUUCCAGCUGUGCCCUGCCACCGCCACCUCCCCCCUCCUCCCGGGCUACUGCGGGGCAUUUGCCCGCCUUUUCAGGCCCGGGGGUGGGGCAUUUGCAAAUUUUGCGCAGCCCGGGGACCAGACAUUUCUCAACCUUGGGGCUAUUUCUGAGCUUUUGACACGCACGUGGUUUCCUAUAAGAAUAUAACUACACAGAGGAUAUUACCGGAAAAAAGCAGAUUGGCUCAUCUGUCAAAGACAGGGGGUUAACGCAUCUUCUCGAUUUUAUGCAUGCAUUUCUUCAUUGCUUAUGAAGCCAGGAAUAUGUAGUGAAACUCGGGAGCUAUCGACCCUAAUCAAUGUUUUUUGGUUAGUGAAUCAAAUUUCUGUUGAUAUUAUUUGAAGAACAUCCUUUUCAUAUAACAUUUAACAUAUAACUUUGCAGUGCUCUAUUAAUUUUAAUGUCAAUCAUUUUAUAUCAAUACUAAAGCCAUAAACUGGUACAUGUCAUCGCAGCGUGAGGUCUUAAUUAGAAUCCUAGCACUAUUACAAAGGAAGACGUUACUUGAAACAAAAAAUCGCAUGUUAAAAUGUCUAAAACGGCACUAUUCGACUCAUCCUUGGAGACCCAGGGGCAGAUAGUGGGGAGGAGGUAGAGUCUGAUCGGGCAGAAAAAUGUGGCACGAAGAAAAGUAAAGAACGGCGAGAAGAGCCCCUGGGGACAAUGUCUUACCAGACCAGUUCCAAAUGGCCGCCGCCGCUCUGGCUUCUGAUUGGUGCCAGAAAACUUGUGUUUUUCUGGCACCAAUCAGAAGCCAGAACAGAGGCAACCGUUUGGAACUGGUCUGGUAAGACAUUGUCCCCAGGGGCUCUUCUCGCCAUUCUUUACUUUUCUUCGUUCCAUAUAUAUUUUUCCGCCCGUUUAGACUUUCUCUCGCCCCCUUUAUCUGCCCCUGGGUCUCCGAGGAUGUAUUCGACUGUGCAAUCGGUGAAAAAUGUUGCAGUGUUGAUGGAGGAUGGGGUAUUUGCCCUCUUUUUUUGUCCCCACCCUGGGGGAUUUGACAGGUCAAGAGUGCCCACCCCAGGGAAUUUGUCAUCCAAGGCAAAAAAAGUGCUAACCGCCCGGGCGCAGCUAGAAUUUACUAAUGCAUUAAACUGGAGUCUGAUCCGGCAAAACUGAUCAAUGACGAUUCAAGCUCACUGACGCCGAGGACAUUGCAAAUUAAUCAAGGAACCUAAUUUGGAACAAUUUAAAUGCCAAUAUUCAUUUUAUUUGAUGUGAUUAAUUUUAUUUUAUUUUAUCGCAGAAUAGAACAAAAUAUUUAGGUCGCACGACUUCUAGUGAGCGUAUUUGAAAUAAUCACCUUCCUCAAAUAAUCACCUUCCCUCAAAUAAUUGCCCCCUUUUGGUGCGAAAAAAGAAAUAAUUGCCCCAAGCUAUUAUCUGAGGAAAUACGGUAUAUGAAUUGGGCACCCAUCCCCAUAACCUCAGUUUCAAGACUAUUGUAACAGUAAUCAGUCAUGCAAUUUUGAAAAGUCAAGAGAUCCAUUGCUAGUUUUACUAAGGUGCUCAUUAUCUAUGAACAGAACUAUUAACUGUUGUUUUAGGCAACAGAUGUCAAAUGAAGGCGAUGAAAAUUGAGAUUCAGAUUACUACUUAAAAAACUGACAAAAAGGUAAUUUUUCAAGAUCAGCUUGAUGAGCAACUAAUCUUGAUCCACACGAAUUUAUGAGGAGUUUACACAAUUUUUGCUACAGGACUUCUGUACAUUGAAUUCGCCCCCAAAACCUUCACUUACCCACUUAGCAAGUUAAGAACAGAAUUUACUUUCCAGUCAUAAAAUCCAAAGCAAGCUCUCCACUUAUGGUGAGCAAAGCAAGCAGUAAAGACGCGAGGGGCAAAGGAAAGGAGAGCUUGCAACGAUCUCUCAUAAAUUUCCAUUUCUGCUUUACCCAGAUGAAGCGAAAUACCAUCCGCCAUUGGCUUAAAAAUGAGGUGUCAUCAAUAAAUUUUGAUCGAUGACAUUCCUGACUGACCCGCCAUAAAUACUUGCCUUACAAUGCUUAUUGACGUCUGGAAUAUUAUGAUUACUCUUUUCUCUCUGUGAUCGGACAGCGAUUUAUGAGGACAGUGUGGCUGUAUUUUUUACUGUUCAGUUUGGAUCUCAACUCUGCGGAAUAUAUAAGCGGGCAAAUCAGAAGGCUGAAAAGGGGUUGCCAGGAAAACAUUACGAUACAAAAUCUCUCCGUGUUGUUGUGUUUAAAAGUUUCCCCACAACAAAAGCAGUUGAUUUCAUAUCCAAGUGGAAGCGUGGGAGAUAGAAGUCCCCAAGAAAAACGACAAGCAUUGCAGUGAUGAAUAAACACUAUUUUUGCCAUAGUGGAAAGUAACAAAUACUAUUUUUGAUGAAUCCAAAGUUUAAACAGAUGCAACAGCUUUGCAAUUGAAGCAACAUGUUUCCGCUGAAUUCAAGGAAUAUUGUAGAUCCUACUCUGUUUCUAAGCUAUGAUCCAGACCAGAAGGUCCGGACCAAUUUAUUGUCUUCUUUUAGUAGUCUUUUCUCUGUGCAAAGUUGUAAUAUUCUGCUCCUGGAACCCUAGUGUAACUGGCACUUUUGACUUGGCCCGAUGUGGGUAUAAACUGACAAACAGCUGAGAAAACUCAGAAGAUUUUCCCACUCGACCCCCACUCGAUUACUGUAAAAGCCCAGAAUAAUCUAGCUACAUGUACAGAUGGUCACAAAUCAUGCUAAAAUUCACCACAUGCUUCAUCUACAGUUGUGUUAAUAAGAUUGAUGUUUACUUUUUACAGUUGUUACGUUCAGUUUCAAUUCAUGGUGCUCUUUUUUGCUUUGUACUACUUUUAUUAAAUUUAUUGAAAUGACCCACCUAAGGUAAGGAUGUCUUAUCUGAAAAUAUUCCCCCUAAAACCCCAAGCAUGGUUUUGAAAAUGACCCCCCAGAAAAAAAUUGCCAGCCCUCCCUCACAGGUGAUAAACAACCAUCCUCUAAGUUAAACUGUUUGGCAUUUUUUUGCAGUGUUUAUAAUUCUGACCCCGUUGAUGAUGGUGAGUGGAUAUUUGUCACUGAAGUUACUCAAACACAUUGAGAAAAGUGAGAAGGACAAGAAGAAAAAAUGUGAGUGAUAUUACAAUGUACCUUGUUUGGUACAAUAGAGUGGUUUUCGUUUGAGUGUCGUAAAACCAAAACCAAAGUAAUUACUCUGGCCAAUCACAUAGGACACAGACAAUACAUUGAACCAAUCAAAACUCGAAGUAAUUACAUGUGGCUGAUGCAAAGCGCGGGAAAAUGCAUGCGAGCGCGUCACAAUUGGCUUUGGUUUUACUUCUGAUUGGAUGAAAAGGUGGCGCGAAUCUUUUAAGCCAAUCGCAUCGUGUAGAAAGUGCAAAACCAAUUACUUUUCGACACUCAAAUGAAAACCGCUCUAAUGGGUCACAAAAUGUACAACAUAUGUGCAAAAUCAUCUAACAUUAAUUUAUCUAAUGAAUUAUAUUACAUUAUCCUUGCCUGGGCUGUAUAACAAUGUUCUGGAACUUAAAAUUAUUUAUGAUAAUUACCUAUGUAAUUUUUCUCAUUUUGCUUUUAAGCCCAUCAGCUUUUCAAUUUUUAACUUAAUUUUUAAUCUCCUUUGAUUACUCUCAAAAACCAAACUACAUUUUUACAUGAGGUGCUGUUACAAGAAAAGUACACCAUGGUAAAAGGCAUUUCCCAUGUUACUGAAGCUGUGUGGUAAAUUUUUACUUUGCUUAGUUUACCAUGCAUACGUGAAUUAAUUCCCAAGGUAGUUUAACCACUGUUAUGGCUUCAUUUGUGCUAUUGUGGUAUUUUAUGUUGAAAAUUUACGUAUAAUUUAGAGGGAAAUAUUUCAACUGGUUUGUUAGUCCUGAUAAUUUAGCAAAGGUUCACAGCAUCUUUUUCAAUCUCGUCCCUACCUUUUUACAGUUCAGCUGCAUCCCCUGUUCGAUUACAUGCUAGGAGUAGGAUUAUACUUUUGGGGAAUAUAACAAUGCCCCUAAAUUUAACGCAAUCUUAGCUCAUCUUAACGUGAAAUCUGCCAUAAAUGCCCUUGUUCCUUGGGUCAAAAGCCAAAGAAACCUGUUAACCCUUUAAGCCCCAGUAUCCACAUACAAAUUCUCCAGACUGAUCUCCUUACAUUUCCUAUAAGAAUGAGUUGAGAGAAUUUGAUAAAAGAUCAAGGCAUUUUCCCUUAGGUGAUCAUUUUAUUAAUUCUCAUAACCUAAUCUCUUGACAUUGUAUGGAUAUCGUUAAGAGAAAAUUGACGUUAGACACUAUUGGGACUUAAAGGGUUAAAAAAGAAGUUGUUUUCAAUUGUUGGUUUCAUGUUGGUGUCAAAUGAAGAAACCUGAUUGGCUCUCUUGCUAUCAGUUGCAAAAAGCCUUUGCCAUUUUCCACAUUGAAUGUCAUGAGAAGUUUCUUUCUUCUUUUUGAUAUACAUAACCAUGCAUAUUUCCCAUGGUAAAAGGCUCAUAUACAAUGUUAAAAGUCUCCCGUGUAACUGCAUCUAUUAAUUGAUAAAGAUCUGUUUUCAUUUUUUCUACUCAGCUGCUCGCCAAAGCAACAUUGCUAAAUCAAGACGUAGGGCAAAAGCUGACUGA